Misgurnus anguillicaudatus (oriental weatherfish) is the source of this 2267-nucleotide messenger RNA. The record is from RefSeq and is a predicted model, not a curated record. Lineage: Eukaryota; Metazoa; Chordata; Actinopteri; Cypriniformes; Cobitidae.
ACCCCCCUGGGAAACAUUCAACACAAGGACCAAUGAACAAAAGAACUACAAAGGACUCCAGACAUGGGAGACAGAACAGAACUUCAAAAUAAGAGACAAGACUAGGGAAACACAAAAUGAGUUCAUUACAGUUCGCUAUUUUUAUUGUGAUUUGAGAAGACUUGGUUUAUAGCUGUCAGUGUUGAUUAACCUUUAUGAUUUAAGCUGUUUGUUUUCUUUUUCUUUUAGCAGGGCAAUAAUUUUCAUAUUUACAUUUAGUCAUUCAUAUUUACACUUUUGGCCAAAGCAACAAAUGAGGUAACAAUAGAUGCAAUUAGAGCAACACAAGAACAGCAAUACAUUAGUGCACCAGAACUAGAGUAACACAGUAGCCUAGGGUAAGCACUUUUUUUAAGACAGAGAAUGUAAAGAUAAGAAUAGAAAAAAGAAAAGAUAUUAGCAGGUGAGGUGUUGGCGGAAGAAAUGGGUUUAGCCAAUUCUUAAAGACUGCUACAGAUUCAGCAGAUCUUGUUGCAACCAGUAGAUCAUUCCAAAGAUGAGGAACAGAACCAGAUAAGGUACACGGUUUUUGUGAUUUGUUAUAGAAGUAUUUGUUGUAAGUAAUGUAACAAUCUACUUACUAUUUUCACUUAACUCCACCUUCUUUGCACUCCAGGUCCAUAAGAACCUCCUCUAAUGUGAACUUCACAAACUCUGUCAAAAAGGAAUGAGAGGAUGAGAGCUCCGGCGCCUUACAAUGAAGACUUGGUUUAAUCAUGGGUGAUAAUCAAAUGAGUUUUUCUAUCACCCUGGUAUUUCUGAAUGAAAACAAUAUCAAGCAAAAUCUGCUGGAUUCUACACAGAGUCAACAUCAGAAACGUACACUUCAAGUAAGCAGAGAGCUGAAUGACAUCUACUUCACCAUUAAUGAUGGUGAUGGCGUCUGUGUUUUAAAAUUUUCAGUCACACGGGAGACAGAAUGUUGUCGUGUGGCAACUCGCUCAUUUCUCAUAACAUUGGGCUGUUUCAGUAUACUUCUGUGCUUCACUACUCAGUCAGAGUUUCAGUACUUCCACAAAAGGCUGAAGUCAUGGAAUGACCUCAGGAGAGAUCAGUCCGUUUUUCACCAGAGUACAGGCGAUUCAUCUACACCACAGCUCAGUCUGUCACAGCAGCAGAACACACUACAGGAUUUUCUCAGAACUGCGACAUACCAAAAAGCCAUUUUGCUCAAUGAUGUUGACUUUAAAGAUAAAGUGGUUCUUGAUGUUGGCUGUGGGACAGGGAUAUUGUCUUUUUUUGCUGUUCAGGCAGGAGCUAAGAGAGUAUAUGCAGUGAAGGCCAGUUCUGCAGCAAAAUAUGCUGAAAUUCUAGUGAAAAGCAAUAACAUGUCUGACAAAAUCACAGUUUUGCAAGGAAAGAUUGAGGAGGUUUCCUGUCCUGAGAAUGUGGAUAUGAUCAUCUCAGAACCCAUGGGCUACAUGCUUCUGAACGAAAGGAUGUUAGAGAGCUAUCUACAUGCCAAAAACUGGUUGAAACCCAAAGGAAUGAUGUUUCCCACUAACAGUGACAUUCACCUCGCACCUUUCACUGAUGAACAGCUUUACAUGGAGCAUCAUGCCCGCUCCAGCUUCUGGAAUCAGAGCAAUUUCUAUGGCGUAAACUUGACUGGACUUCAUUCAUCAGCUGUGGACGAGUUCUUCAAACAGCCAGUAGUUGACACAUUUGAUAUGCACGUUCUCAUGGCCAGGUCUGUAAAGUACAGCAUCAGCUUUCUGGAGGCAAAAGAGGAAGAUUUACACCGGUUGGAAAUUCCUUUUGUCUUCAAAAUGCUGCAGUCGGGACUGAUUCAUGGGCUUGCAUUCUGGUUUGAUGUGGCCUUUGUUGGCUCAAGGAUGACAGUAUGGCUGUCCACUGCUCCCAAUGAACCUCUGACUCACUGGUAUCAGGUGCGCUGUCUCCUGCAAACACCUCUUUUUGCCAAAAUGGGACAGACGUUAUCUGGACAUGUACAGCUAAUAGCCAACAAUAGACAGAGCUAUGACAUUCAUAUAACUGCUGUGGUUGAUCAGUCUGGAUUUAAAUCUGGGAACACACUGGAUUUGAAAAAUCCCUUUUUCCGGUAUGCCUGAAUUCUCAUUCCGGUAAUAAGUACAACAAGACAGAAGACUGGAGGAAUAUCACUCAUAAAUAAAACAGCUUAUCAAGUUAUUCUGUUUUAUUAAUACUAUACAAAUAUUCUGUACUGUCUGCCUGUAUCCUAAUAAAAAAACUGAUAAAUCAUUAUA